Magnusiomyces paraingens is the source of this 681-nucleotide messenger RNA. RefSeq lists its product as uncharacterized. NCBI's taxonomy places the organism in Eukaryota, Fungi, Ascomycota, Dipodascomycetes, Dipodascales, Dipodascaceae. The coding region runs from base 1 to 681 and encodes 226 amino acids. The transcript has a single exon. The record is from RefSeq and is a predicted model, not a curated record.
AUGACAGACCCUAAGUUAACUCCAGUUAUUGUUACCCAACCUCUCUUUGUUGCACGUAUCAUCCAAUUCUUUGCUUCAAUUGGACUUUUGAUUAUUUCUGCAAUCAUUGUUGAAGACAUCAACAGUACACUAGUUGGGUCUAGUUAUAUCUGGUACUAUGGAGGGUCGUAUAAACUAAGAGGUAGAAGAGUUUACUACAGUGAUAUUGUUUCUACUUUUACUUUUUCUUGGACUAUCAUGGUAACUGCUCUUUUUAUGUUCUUACCAACAAAUUUUAAAGAGCUGGCAAAUCCUACUUUCUUUUUCAUUAUUGAAAUUUUGACUAAUGCUCUUUGGAUUGCUACUUGGGUAUAUCUUAGUGUUUUUUCUGCAUCAUUGAGAGGUUGCGAUGAAACAGUUUUCAAACUUAUCUUUGCAGAUACCAUCGCUUCUUCCAUAAUUUGGGUUACAUUUUUAUGGUCAACCGUUAAAAUGAUGAAAUCUUCAAUUGGCUAUUACUCGGCAAAAGGGUAUAAAUUAAAAAUUCCAUUUAUUCCUGGUGGCUCCUUUCCAGAUAUUCCAAAGCUUAAUUCCGAUUUGAAUUCAGGAGUUCCAGUUGAUACUAAUAGUGAAAGUCAGCUCUCAAAUAUUAUGACAAUUAAUGUAACACCUUCAGAAAAAAAUAUAAAUUCAGUUGUGUGA